Molecule: messenger RNA, 6473 nt
Organism: Dicentrarchus labrax (European seabass)
Lineage: Eukaryota; Metazoa; Chordata; Actinopteri; Moronidae
Gene: scube3
Product: signal peptide, CUB domain, EGF-like 3
Exons: 22
Coding region: 467-3634 (1055 amino acids)
Biological process (GO): signal transduction
Cellular component (GO): cell surface
Molecular function (GO): calcium ion binding
Source: RefSeq, a predicted model, not a curated record
UGAGAGAAGAGAAGGAGCAGCAGAGGAGUCCGGAGCGCAGCGCGGACGCUUCUUCUUCUCUCCUCCCCCUUCAGACCCCGCCGCUCCACUCCAUCUCUCCCUCUCUCUUUUCCCCUCUCUCUCCCGCACUCUCUCUCUCUCUCUCUCUCUCUCUCUCUCUCUCUUUCUCUUUCUCCCCCUUUCUUAAAUUGACAUUGGUCUGGCUCGAAACAUGAUAACAGAAAAGCCUUCCUCCGCUCCGCGUUGUCGGGCUGUCCUCAACCCCGAUCACUUGAAACUCAAAUAAGCAGGCGUAAAGAGGGAAAAAGGAUCGCACAGUGUCCUAUCAGCGGGUGCUCAGAGGGAAUAACAAGAGACCUUUAUACCACACACACACACACACGCAUACACACACACACCCUCGUAUGUGCUCUUGCGCAUCGUAGAUCUUAGAAAGUGCUAGUGUUCAACUACAGUGAAAGUUAACAUGUAUAUGCACGCUUUGAUACGCGCAAGCCUUGGAUUUGUAGGUUUCUGCUUGGUCGCCUUUGUCCAACAGUCAGCUUCAGGAAGUAAAACCACUCAAGAUGUGGACGAGUGUGCAGAGGCGCUUGACAACUGCAGCAUCGAUGCCAUCUGCCAGAACACCCUGAAGUCAUACAAAUGUAUCUGCAAGUCGGGCUAUAAAGGGGAUGGCAAACAUUGUGAAGAUGUCGACGAGUGUGCAACUGAAUACAACGGCGGCUGUGUCCAUGAGUGCAUCAACAUCCCAGGAAAUUACAGGUGCACAUGCUAUGAUGGCUUCCGCUUGGCACAUGACGGGCACAAUUGUCUAGAUGUGGAUGAGUGCUCAGAAGGCAACGGCGGAUGCCAACAGAUUUGUGUCAACAUGAUGGGCAGCUACGAGUGCCGCUGCAGAGAAGGAUUCCUCCUGAGUGACAACCAGCAUACCUGUAUCCAAAGGCCUAAAGUGCAAUCAGAAGGCGCAAAGGAGGGACCCACCUGCAUGGACAAGAAUCACGGCUGCGCACACAUCUGUAGGGAAACACAGAAGGGUGGCAUCUCCUGUGAGUGUCGACCUGGAUUCCAGCUCACCCGUAACAUGAAGGACUGCAAAUUGACGUGUAAUUACGGUAAUGGGGGUUGCCAGCACAUCUGCGAGGAGACAGACCACGGCCCCAAGUGCUCAUGCCACAUGAAGUUCGUCCUGCACAGCGAUGGAAAGACUUGUGUAGGGGAGAGGAGUGUCCCGUACCCGGCAGUCCCACAGCCGUUCCCUAAUGAGACCUGUGCAGUGAACAAUGGCGGCUGUGAUAGCACAUGUCAUGAUUCAGUGACAGGAGUCCGCUGCAGCUGUCCUGUUGGCUUCACUCUGCAGCCGGACCGCAAGACCUGCAAAGACAUUGAUGAGUGCCGUCUUAACAAUGGGGGAUGUGAUCAUGUGUGUCGAAACACAGUGGGCAGCUUUGAGUGCAGCUGCAAGAAAGGCUACAAACUGCUGACCAAUGAGAGAACUUGUCAAGACAUUGAUGAGUGCUCUUUUGACCGCGCCUGUGACCACUUUUGUGUCAACUCUGCCGGCAGUUUCCAGUGCCUCUGUCAUAAAGGCUACGUCCUCUACGGCUUGGCACAUUGUGGAGAUAUUGAUGAAUGCAGUAUAAAUCGUGGAGGUUGUAAAUAUGGCUGCAUCAACACUCUGGGGAGUUACGAAUGUACCUGUCCACCAGGGUACAAGCUGCAUUGGAACAGGAAAGACUGUAUUGAGCUGGUGAAAUGUCCUCCUGGACUGGUGGCACCAAAGGCCACUCUGACCUGUAGCAAGACAGGCAAGAAAGAGAGCUGCUCUCUUACCUGUGCCUCCAAGGCUCACUAUCUGGCAGAGUCUGACAGCAGCUACUCAGUCAGCUGUGGUAUCCCCAUCCUGAGAGGGAAGUCCCCUUCAAGGCUCAACUCCAGCAGCAGUCAGAGCUGCAUAGAGACUUUGGCCCCUCCAGUGAAGCAGACGGCUUCUUUCAAGAUCAAAAACGCCAAAUGUCACCUGCACCCGAAACUGACCGGAAGGACGGAGGACAGAGGACGGACACUUGGACCAGUAUUUCCUCACAGAGAACGUGAUGUAUCGUCCACAGGAGGCGGGCAGCCCUGCAGCAACUGCCUGGUGACGUUUGUCAACCUCAAAUGUGACUCCUCUAAGAAAGCAAAAGGGCGGCGUGCUCGCAACCCCUCUAACAAAGAGGUGACACGCAUCACUUUGGAGCUGGAAGCUGAGGUCAAACCUGGAGACACUACAGGGAGUUGCAAUCUCAGCUGCCUCAGACAGCGCAUGGAGAAGCAGGUGAAGACGUAUAUCAAGGCUCUGAAGAAGUCCAUAAAUCAGGAGCGCUUCCUGAUCCGAGUUGCUGGUUUGGAGUAUGAGGUGGCCCAAAAACUUCCCCAGGCUACUCCCAGUCAGGAGAACUGUGGCCCGGGCUGGGAGAGGGACAGUGGCCGAUGUGUCAGAUGCUUGCCGGGGUCUUACUACCACGGUGAGCAGGAGCGCUGUGUCCAGUGUCCGCCCGGCACUUUCCAGGAGAAGGAGGGGCAGCUGGCCUGUGACCUCUGCCCUGGCAGCGACGGUCACGGCCCUGUUGGCGCACGAAACAUCUCCUCCUGUGCAGGCCAGUGUCCGACGGGGUACUUCUCCAGUGAUGGGUUCAAACCUUGUCAGCCGUGCCCUCAGGGCGCCUACCAACCAGACUUGGGGCGGACCCUGUGCUUCCCCUGUGGGGGAGGACUGAGCACCAAGCGGGAAGGUUCCAGCUCCUUCCAUGACUGUGAAGUUAAAGUUCAGUGUUCUCCAGGUCAUUACUACAACACCACAGUACACCGGUGUAUCCGCUGCCCAGUGGGGACGUAUCAGACAGAGUUUAGACAGAACUACUGUAUUUCCUGCCCUGGGAACACCACCACUGAUUUUGAUGGUGCCACAAGUGUCUCGCAGUGCAAGAGUGAGUAUGAAAAUAACUGUUUUGUGUUGUCAGAUUUCUUAUCCAUGAGCUGGAAGCUAAUUUGUUUUGUUUGUGUAUGUCUAGACAGGCAAUGUGGUGGUGAGAUGGGUGAAUUCAUGGGUUAUAUUGAGUCACCUAACUAUCCCGGUAAUUACCCUGCUAAUGUGGAGUGUAUCUGGAACAUCAACCCGCCCAGCAAGCGCAAGAUCCUAAUCGUGGUGCCAGAGAUUUUCCUGCCCUCAGAGGAUGAAUGUGGAGAUGUGCUGGUUAUGAGGAAGAACUGGUCAGCCACAUCCAUCACCACCUACGAGACGUGUCAGACGUACGAGCGGCCAAUCGCCUUCACAGCUCGCUCCAGACGUCUCUGGAUUAACUUUAAGUCCAAUGAGGCAAACAGCGCCAGGGGCUUUCAGAUCCCUUACGUUACUUAUGAUGAGGACUAUGAACAGCUCGUAGAGGACAUAGUGCGAGAUGGAAGACUCUAUGCCUCAGAAAACCAUCAAGAAAUCCUCAAGGAUAAAAAACUGAUUAAGACUCUUUUUGAUGUGCUGGCUCACCCAAAUAACUACUUUAAGUACACCACUCGGGAGUCCAACGAGAUGCUUCCUCGCUCCUUCAUACGUCUCAUAAGCAGCAAAGUCUCCGCUUUCCUGAGACCUUACAAGUAAAGUUACUCAGCUGCUCAAGCACCGGAUCGUGAACCCCCACCCCCCUCCCUCCCCGACAUCCCCCUCCACCUUACAGGCUACAUCCCGCAACUCUCGCAGGACUUAACACACAAACAUACUAGUACGUUUACUCUCUUAUUUUCCAUAGGCUUUGACAAUAAACACUAUGCAGACCUGAGAAAUACUGAAAAUAACUUGUUUCAGGUUCUCUCUCAGUUUCCAUUCAGCACAGGUCUGCAAUCCUGAGCUCAAGCAUUUAGUGGGGGUGUAGAGUACGUGAGAGGGUUUGGUUUCUAUUGUGUUGGGCAAUGAAACCACAAAAAAAACAAACAAUAGAAACGCCUAUUUCAGAUGGUAGGAGUGACGUUUUGUGUGUGCGGUUUGAGCUUGAUAGAGCUUGUUAUUGUGUUUGCUUAAAUGAGCGGUCCAGCUCCAACUCCUACCAUUAAGUAUGACUGUAAGUGUUGUGUAAGUGUUGUGUAACCCUGGUUCCAUCUUCAGUGUCUGUGUGCUGUCCUCGAGGAGGAGCGGUUGUUAAUUCAUGUCGCAGCUGCGUUCGACGUCAUUCAAAGCCUUACUAUAUUUGAGCUCUUAGAGCAGUUUCCAGGGGUUUUACUGUUAAAACAGUUAAUCUAUGUUUUGUUCCAUCUGUCUAGACUGUAACAACGUUUUCCAACCUUCAGAUAAUUUCUGUUGCUCUUUUUGUUUGUUUGUUUAAGCCAACUUAAAAGCAGAUACAAAAAAAGAUGGUUUAUCAUUCCAGGAACAUAGUAGACAUCUGGGAGAUGAAUAACAAAGUAAUAAUUGUGAGAGCCACAGAAAUGAGAAAAUGUGAUGUCGAGUGGAACAUAUCUCUGAGAGAGAGAUAGAGAGAAAUGUCUUUGAGGGACAUAAUGUUUGCUGCUUCUUUUAAAAAGGUCACUUUAAUUCUUCAAUCUCAUAUUGUCUUUCUGAUGUAUUCUACACACUAAUAGUCUAAAAAAAAAAAAAAAAAAAGGAAGCUCCACAUCUAAAAAUAAUUUAGUUCUCACACACAGUAAAUUGAUAAUCUCACAAUGCCGGUCUGUGGACUACCAGUUUUAUUGUUUUUAUUUCAAUCUUGUAAAUAAUGAAAAUAAAUUAGACGAGGGUUGAAUUCAUUAAUCCUAUUUUUGUUUUUAAAUGCAGGACAAACCCCCCCAAAAAAAGAAAAUCACUCUUUGCCCUUUAUGUCCCGCCCAUCUCAAAUCCAAAGACACCCAGUACCCCCUCCAAAAAACACCCCAUUCAGAGUUUGUUCUGUCCUAAUGAAGACAGCUCUUCCAAAGACCGCCCCCGCCCCCCCUAAAAAAAAAACAAAAAGAAUGGUGGGUCACUUUGUUUUGUGCACUAAACAGAACACGUCAUCCUACCUUUGUAGUACAAAGUGCAAUGAAAACACCUUAAAAAUUUGGUUACACCCUAUUGUGACCCCCAACAAAGCUUGUGAAAUGUGUUUAGGCUGCAGUCUUGUUGAGACUCAUUGUAUUAAAUAUUUAAACAGUGACUACAGGCAGAGGAAGUUUCCCCAUUUUCAGAGAAACACUAAAAUAUUAAGUCUGUCAAAAAAUGUAAUAGAGUAUUUGGUGUGUAUAAGAUAUUCUUUGCGAUUUCAAAACAGCGACCAAAACAGGGUAAAAUAAGUUAAGUAAAUAUCUAACACUUCACUUCAUGCUACGAUCUAGGAGUAGUGCAAUAUUUUGGGAAAUGCGCUUAUUCUUUCUUGCCAAGAGUUUAGAUGAGAAAAAUCGACACCACUGAUGUCUUUACAAUAAAUGUGAAGCUACAGCCAUGGAACAGUUAGCUUAGCAUAAAGACUGGAAACUGAAAUCCGCUAGCCAGGCUCUGCCCGAAGAAAGCAAAAUCCACCUAGCAGCAGCUUUACAGCUCAGCUAACUAACCGGUUACAUCUCUUUUUUUUUUUAAGUCAGUACAACACGUUGCAGUUUUACAGGGAGUUGUGUUGCACUGUUUCUUGGCUGGGUGCGAUGACUUAAGUAAGGACACUUUGCAAGAAAGUAUUUCCCAAAAUUUAGGCACUAUUCCUUUAAAUUCAUUACCACCACUGCAGUCAGAUUGGUACAAUGAUAAUCCCAGCCCCUUAACCCAUAUUCAACCCUCUAAAAACAUAAAUUGAGUCGAUGCCUGCGCUGAUAUCUAAUUAAUUUUUCGGGGAGUCAUUUUGUCCUCACUCGUGUAAAUUUAAAAAAAUAUAAAUGGUACACUUAUGUACCAAAUGGUGAUUUUAAGUAACUUUAGGAUGACAAAGGGAUUUCGACCACAUUGUCAAAGCUAAGGGCGAUGCUGGGCCAAGCCACGAAGAUGUCAGUCUGAAUAUUCCUCUAUAUACACGUCUCACUAACUUCAGUCACAGAAUUCUGUACAUCUGGUCUCAAUGUACUAGAAUAGAUGCCAACAGGCAGCAUCCCAGCGUGCUCAGUCACCCAAAAGUCCCCCUCUGCCCAGAAUCAGCUUCUUUCCUGCAACCUGAUUAGUUUUGUGAAUUAUUGCCUUUUAACGAGAGUUUGCUAUGAUGUAUCAUAGAGUUGAUAAUGAUAUUUGCACUUGAAUUGUUAUUGCUCAUGUAAAGAAAUGUCUGGAUUUUGUAUUGUCUUUUUAAAUGAAUGGAAUUGGUGUUUUUGUUUUCUUGUAGCUUGUUUGUUCAUGAAAUGCUCACUCACCGUUUAGUCUAUAGAGAUGAUACACAUAACAUUAUCAACUGUAAAAAAAGAAAAAAAAAAUCUAUGUACAGAGGUGAAUGAAACAAGUUUGUACUUGUUACUGCCCAAAACACUUAUUGAAAUAAACAUACUGUACUUCA